ACAGAAAACCGCUCCUCCUCCUCUUAACUCCAUCCCCACCUACCCCUCUCCGCUUCCUCGCACAUUCCCCCGAGAAGAGAACAAGCAGAUUUCGAAAUCAGCCGGAGAACCAACGGAAAAAGAAAAUAAUCCCCUCUCCCUCUCUGCUGCGCCGUCCCGAGAUGGCAACGGUGGCCAGGUCCCCGUCCCCGUCGCCGGCCGCGGCCAGGCCCUGCCCCGCCAUGCGGAGGAGCGCCGACUCCAACCCCUUCAAGCCCGCCGAUUGCCCGUCGCAGAGGAGCUCCACCUCCAAGGGCGGCGGCGGCGUCUGCGGGUGCCACCACUCCUCGCCCUCGCCGCGCCGGAGGUCCCUCUCCUCCUCCUUCGGGGAGAAGGAGAACGAGCCGCGGGACCGCACCCCCAAGCCCGCGGCGCGCUCUGGCGGCCCCAAGAACUUCAUGGCGCCCACCAUCUCCGCCGCGUCCAAGGCCGCCUCGCCCAGGAACAGCACCAGCAAGGUGCUCGGGGAGCGCAACCACGAGACGCCCCACCUCGCGCCCUUCUCCCCCGCCAACCUCGCGCACAAGCCCAAGGGGCCACCGCCCGAGGCGGGAGCCCCGCGCCGCCUGCGCCUCUCCUUCGAGGCCCCUCCCGCGGCCACCGCACCGCACGGCUUGCUCGCCGCGGGGAUGGAGGAUCCCGUGUUAGGCAGCGUGAACCACCACCACGCGGAGGCCAAUUCGGUGGGCGCGGAGCGCAGCCUGCGGCACUCGUUCGAGGCCCCUUCCGCGGCGGCCGCGUGGCACAGCCCGCUCGCUGGAGAUGAUGACGACGCGGGGAUGGAGGAUCCCGUGCGCGUGGGCGUGGGCGUCAACCGCCCGCACGCCGCGGCCGAUCCGGUGGGCGCGGAGCCGUCCCGGGCGGCCCUGUACGACCCCAAGACCAACUACACUUCGCCGCGGCCGCGGUUCCUCCACUACAAGCCCAACCCCCGCGUCGACAUCUACCGGCACGGCGGCGCUGGCGUCAGGCGCCUCGAGGACGGCUUCGCCUCCGCCUCCGCCUCGGAGAGCAGCGACGAAACCGACGCCACUGCCACCACGGAGGACGACCUCACGGAGGAGGAGCAAGGGCAAGCACAGCAAAAUCAUCUGCCGGGGGAACAGCCAGCUCUCGCCGCUCCACCUGAGGCUGCCGAGGCCUGCGUCCUGGCGCCAGAGCCCGCGCCGGGUUCGCCGCCGCCUCCUCUGCUGCUGUCACCGGAGGCUGCUGCGGUGACGCCAGAGCCGGCUCGCGUCCCUGCACCGGAGCCUAGGGCGACUCCUCCGCGAGCCCGUGCACUGACGCCGGAGCCGGAGCAUGGGGCGCGAGCUCCAGCCAAGAAGGGAUCCGCGUUGAGGUUCCUGCUCCCCCUCGCUUUCGUUCUGUUCAUGUCUGCUGCUUCCGUGUGCGUGCUGCUGCAGCCAGAUUCCCCGAUCAUGUCGAGGGCGUCCAGCUUUCUUUCAGUUCAAGAAUCACACCCUGUGGAGUUGGCUGCUUGGCUCAAGCAAUGGCCAAGCAGUUCGUUGGAUUCGAUCACGUCUUACUGGGAGGCCUUGGCUUCCACAUCCACACAAGAGCAAGAGUACUUUGGUCCGCAUUUCGCAGCCAACUGGAGUGCUGCAGCUGCCGAUGGUGACCAUGGUGCUGCUGCUGAUUUCUACUACAACUUCGCCGAGGCAUGGCCAGUGACGAGUGAAGAGCCUAUUAGCAGCGCCAAUGCCUUGCCUGCAGAGCCGGAAGAAGAAUCAGUUGAUGAUGCUGGAGUGGGAGAAGAAUCUGAUGCAUCAGACUACUACGACAUGGUAGUAGAUGAGCUUGAUGUUGAAAUGUCAGAAGAAGCUCCUGGUAGCAGCUAUGGUGCCACUGUCUUGGAGGAGCAGUUGAAGAUCCAGGAUGCAGUUUCUGAAGCAAGCAGUGCUGACUUGAUUGCAGAAUCAGAGGGUGUUGCUGCAGUGGUAGAAGAAGAAUCUGAUGCAUCAGACUACUCCAAGGCAGUAGAUGAGCGGGCAUCAGAAGCAGCUCCAGGUAGCAGCAAUGGCGAAGAGAUCAGUCAGGAUUUGGGCACCCCGUCUGAACCUGCUGAGCUGCGUGAGCAAGAUGUUGAGAGUGAAGAGCCCGAGGACAAUCACGGCAAUGGCAAGGAAGACAAGGAGCCGCAUCUUGGUCUUGAGUCGGAUUCCAGCAUGUCGCCAAGCUACUUGGACAGAAUCUCAAAGCCUGCAGCAGCAGCAGGUGUUGCCAUUGUCGUGGUCAUUCUUUCAGCCAGCAUUGCUGCCCUUUCCAUGAGGAAGAAGCAAGCUCAGGUUGCCACAAGUGCCAAUGCACCAGCUGAGCAAGCCGAGGAAGCUGAGACUCGAUCUGGUUCAGCGAGCAGUGAGGGCCAUCGUCUUGUCAAGUCUCCUCAGGCAGAAGAAACUGAGCGAUUUGGUGACUCUGGUUUCUCUCAGUACAGCAGCAGCUUGUCGUCUGGCCAUGGCCAUGGCAGGGGGAAGACCAAGGAGGAAGAGAACGUCGGCCUCGAGCCCGCGUCCAAGAGGGAGUCCAUGUCAUACUCCACAUCAUCCUAUGGCAGCUUCACGACCUAUGAGAAGAUCGCUGCCAAGAAAAGGAACAAGGAUGAUGAGGCGAUGACCCCGGUCCGGCGCUCCAGCAGGCUGCGGAGUGUCAAAUCACCCGAGGCCGAGUCUAGUUAGUGCUCUAACUACCACCAUUCAGGGCACCUAACUCGACGUAGCUGCUUGCCCAGUUCCACGCACCUUGUUAGACAGAUGUAUGAUGAUUGAUAAAAUACAGCUUUCUGCUGUUAUGUUCUGCAGAAUUGAUUAGUUGAUAGGAUUUAUGUUUGUGGUUUGAGAUUGCUUUUAAAACUGCACAAGUGAUUGUGGGCAAUUCCCUUGUAUUGUUCUCUGAUUGAGAUGAAUCUUCUUAUGAACCUCCAUACUGAGAGUUGAUCCCAUCCAAUACAUUCGAUUUUCUUUAA
Molecule: messenger RNA, 3001 nt
Organism: Triticum aestivum (bread wheat)
Lineage: Eukaryota; Viridiplantae; Streptophyta; Magnoliopsida; Poales; Poaceae
Exons: 3
Coding region: 162-2714 (850 amino acids)
Source: RefSeq, a predicted model, not a curated record